CCAGCCAAAUGAACAGCGAUGCCUUCUAAGGUCUCCUGCCUGUACCUGCUGACCGUGGUUUGUUGGGCCAGCGCUCUGUGGUACCUGAGCCUGUCCCGCCCCUCCGGCUCCGACCCGGGACAGGUGAACGUCCCGGCACGCAACCUGCCCAAGCCGGGCAAGAACGGCACCUUCGGCAACAUCCGCACGCGCUCGCUCAACCCGCACGACUUUGACUACCUCAUCAACGAGGCCAAGAAGUGCGAGGCGGAGCCGCCCUUCCUGGUCAUCCUCAUCAGCACCACCCACAAGGAGUUUGACGCCCGCCAGGCCAUCAGAGAGACAUGGGGCGACGAGAGCACCUUCCCCGAGGUGCGCGUGGUCACGCUCUUCCUGUUGGGCCGCAGCACCGACGCCGUCCUCAACGAGAUGGUGGAGCAGGAGAGUCAGAUCUUCCACGACGUGGUGGUGGAGGACUUCAUCGACUCGUACCACAAUCUGACGCUGAAGACGCUGAUGGGCAUGCGCUGGGUGGCCACCUUCUGUUCCCAGGCUCAGUAUGUCCUGAAGACGGACAGUGACAUAUUUGUCAACAUGGAGAACCUCAUCUACAACCUCCUGAAGCCCACCACCAAGCCCAGGAGGCGGUACUUCACCGGCUAUGUCAUCAACGGUGGGCCAAUCAGAGACAUGCGCAGCAAGUGGUACAUGCCCAGGGAUCUUUACCCAGAGAGCAAGUACCCGCCCUUCUGCUCCGGCACCGGGUACAUCUUCUCGGCGGACGUGGCCGAGCUCAUCUACAAGACUUCGCUACACACCAGGCUGCUGCACCUGGAGGACGUGUACGUUGGCGUGUGCCUCCGUCGGCUCGGCAUCCAUCCCUUCCAGAACAGCGGCUUCAACCACUGGAAGAUGGCCUACAGCCUCUGCCGCUACCGCCGCGUGGUCACCGUCCACCAGAUCUCGCCGGAGGAGAUGCACCGCAUCUGGAACGACAUGACCAGCAAGAAACACCUGAAAUGUUAG
Messenger RNA from Limanda limanda (common dab), 1005 nucleotides. Its product is annotated as beta-1,3-galactosyltransferase 1-like. Lineage: Eukaryota; Metazoa; Chordata; Actinopteri; Pleuronectiformes; Pleuronectidae. Gene Ontology annotation, molecular function: N-acetyl-beta-D-glucosaminide beta-(1,3)-galactosyltransferase activity. The transcript has a single exon. The record is from RefSeq and is a predicted model, not a curated record. The coding region runs from base 19 to 1005 and encodes 328 amino acids. Gene Ontology annotation, cellular component: membrane.